CCACCGUAGGCGCCGCGGGGGCCGUUGGGACGGGCCGCGAAGUUGGCCGCGGCGCGGAAAGUCGGGCCCCGCCGGGGAGAUCGCGCGCGCGGCGCGGCUGGGGCGCCGCUCAUUGGCCGGGAGCGAGCGCCGGACCCCGUAGGGAACCGGCAGCAGGAGCGCCUCAGCCAAUCGCGGGGCGGGCCGGGCCCGAUCCCCGGGGAGGCGCUGGGCGGGAAGGGCCCCGGGGCCAGGUGCAGCCAUGCAAGAAGGCGUACGUUUUGCUUCAGCUGGAGACGAUGUUAAAAUAUGGGAUUCCUCGUCUAUAACGGUGGUGGAGCAGUUCAACCCGCAUACAUCCCCACAUCUAGUCAGCUCACUCUGUUGGGCCAGCAAUAAUAGCUUCCUGGUCACUGCUUCUGCUGUUGGUGAUAAAAUAGUUGUUUCAAGCUGUAAAAGUAAACCUGUUCCACUUUUUGAAAUAGCUGAAGGAGCAAAACAGACGUGUGUGAGCUUAAAUUCUAGUUCCCUGUAUAUUGCAAGUGGAGGCCUCGAUAAUACUGUUAAUAUCUGGGAUCUCAAAUCUAGAAGGAUUCACCGUAGCCUUAAGGAUCAUAAAGAUGAAGUUACAUGCGUUACAUAUAAUUGGAACGACUGUUACAUUGCUUCUGGGUCUUUGAGUGGUGAAAUCAUUCUACACAGUGUUACCACCAAUUUAUCAAGUACUCCCUUUGGCUAUGGCAGCCGUCAGCCUAUUCGACACUUGAAGUACUCAUCCUUUAAGAAAUCCUUGUUGGGCAGUGUUUCUGACAGUGGAAAUGUAACCCUGUGGGAUGUAAAUAGUCAGAACCCAUAUCAUAAUUUUGAAAAUACUCAUAAAGCACCAGCUUCAGAAAUCUGCUUUUCUCCAGUCAAUGAGUUGCUGCUUGUAACUGUAGGUCUGGAUAAAAGAAUUAUUCUCUAUGAUACUUCAAGUAAAAAAUUACUUACAACUAUAGUAGCAGAUUUUCCUCUGACAACAGUGGACUUCAUGCCUGAUGGUACUACUUUGGCUAUAGGAUGCUCCCGGGGAAAAAUCUGCCAGUAUGACUUAAGAAAAAUGACAUCACCAGUGAAAACAGUUAUUGCUCACAAAGGUUGUGUGAAAUGCAUACGUCUUCAGUUCAGUAGCACUUUUUCCAAGUCCAACCUUAAGGGUUCUUCAAAUAAGCCUGUAUCCAAAAGAAUAGAAGUCAAAGCUGGUAGUAAUCUUGGAGCAAUUCAAAAUAUUGGCAUAAAAAAUCUAGCUUCUCAGACAUCAGCAACAGUUUCAUCCCCUCUGACAGCAUCAAAUGAGAAUAAGGGAGGAGAGUUUCUUCAGGAGAAAACAGGCUUUCCCCGUAGCAGCAGCUUGGAUGUGAUUCCAUCUAAAGAAACAGAUCAUGGGAAAAGUGCGGACUUAAAUAAUUUUGAUGACUUGGGUCGAAAUAGUUUAGGAGAUGUGUUUUCUCCCGUCAGAGAUGAUAUUAUCGCGUGUAAAGCAAAUGAAGAUCCUCCAGGAAAAGGAGAUGGUCUGGAUUUUCAGUCCUACCUUUCAGGUUUGGAUUUUCUCCCACAGCUCACCACUGCCUUUCCAGUAAAAAGAAAUCCUGUAGGCAGUAAUGCACAAGGGAUACGGUCUAGCCCACUACAUGCACUUGUGGGAUCUCCAAUUAAGGAAGAAGAAGAACAUCCCGAGACUGACACCAAGAAAACAAAUCUUGGAAAACAAGAAUCUAAAGAAUCCUUAAAACAGCUUUCCAAGUUGAACUCAGCAAGUGCAGAAUCUGGAACUUUAAGUCCUCCACCUCCAACCACGGCUUCAAAGACUCCCGAAACAAAUGAGCGACUCGUGAAGAAUACUCAGCCCCAUCUUGCCCGUGAUCUACCAUUAAAUGGUACUACCUCAACAAGUCCAAAGAUAACAUCACCUGUCACUGCUGGAGUUGCCAGCUCACUGUCAGAAAAAAUAGUAGAAACAAUUGGGAGUAGCAGACUAAAUGCACCUCUGACAUCAAUCCAAAUAAACUUCAUUCAGAACAUGAUACAAGAAACAAUGGAUGACUUCAGAGAAGCAUGCCACCGAGAUAUUGUGAAUUUGCAAGUGGAGAUGAUCAAACAGUUCCAUGUGCAGUUGAAUGAAAUGCAUGCCUUACUUGAAAGAUACUCUGUAAAUGAAAGCUUAGUAGCUGAAAUUGAGAGACUACGAGAGGAAAACAAAAGACUGAGGACUCACUUCUGAAAGAUUCACACCACUAAUUUUGUUAGCGUGAACUCACUACAUGUGGUGUGUUGCUUAUGACAGAUCAUCCAUCAUCACUGAAGUAUUGUAUGAAGACCUGCUAUUAUCUUGAAUAUGAAUCUUUUCUAAAUAAAUGGUGUAAGAUACUCUGAGUAAUUAUAACUUGUAACAGAUAAACACCAUAUAAAGAAUGUUUGCAUAGUCAUGCUAACCAUCUUGAAAUACAUCCUUCUAACAGAAAAGCUGAAAGGAUAACUACAUUAUCAGAGUUCUAGCAAUAUGUGAAGUGCCUUUUUAUAAUCAAAACCAAAACAGGUCAGAUGCAUUUUGUAUAAGAUUUUUUUGAUAAUACCUACUUUUCUAUUUGCUUCUUUAUUUUACUACUGUCAAAAACGAUCACUUCAGCUUGCCUUUCAGAUACUUUUCUUGGAGAGAAGGGGAUAGAAAGCUCAUCUUCUGCAUGACAUGGAGCCUACAGUAUUUAGUUAAUCUUAUUCAACUGGCAACUCUUCUAUCCUGAGUUAAAACUAAGUUUGAAAAUAUUUCCGAAUUCAGUGCCCAUCACCUUGCUUAUUAUGUUUAUAACUGAAAUCUGUGCUUGUCUGCCAUGAACUUGUUGCAAACACUACUUCAACUGCAUAAUGACACUUUUUGUUACAACUUCAGCUAUGAAGAUAGAAUUCUAUUUUAUUUACACAUCUGAAUAUUGUCAUAGCUUGUCCAGUUUGAGUGCAACUUCACAUUUCAAAAAGUACGUAUACUCAGCCGUUAAUAACAGCACUGAGUAAAUGCAGUCUUUCAGACUGUGGUUAAAGCACCUUCCUACCCUCCCCUUCUGUUCUAUUAAUUGUGGCCCAAACUUAAUAUUGAGCAAUUGUGUUGCUGUUUGGCCUAAUACUAUUUUUUUAGCAUUAUUGCAGCCUUUUUGAGAUAAGCUGCAUACCAAAUGAAACUAGUGUCUUAGCUGUACAAUUAGCAUAACAAAUUGAAGAGAAAUCAUUACCUCAGUAGUGUAAUGCUAUCAUAGUUGUGUGUAAAUGUUUUGAAAUGAAGCUCAGUAUGAAGUCUUGACAGCUGAAGUUCAUGGGAGAUUUGUCUUGCUCUUUAUUUAUGCCAAGAGAUUAAAUUCAAUUAAAACUUCAACUCAAUUUCAUUUUAAAAUUAAAUUUUUCAGUUUUAAUUCAAAUUAUAAAUUUCUCUGAAAGAUCUCUUUUCCAAGUGCUUCUUGAUAUUAAAGUUGUUCUGGAGGCAUCAUAAUUUUCUCACUGAUAUUUGGUGGUUUCUUUUCCUGCAAUCAUUAAAACUCAAACAAGGAAAGUCUGAGUAUGUGGUGUGUUAAUUAGUUAAAACAUCAAGUGCUUAAACUUGAGAUGGCACUCUUCCUUGAAAUAAGAAAGCCAUAAUAUAUAGUGUAACUUAUUUUUAAAUGUUUUAAACUGAGAAACUAUCUAUACCUUUUCACUGUCUUUACCUUUUGCGUUACGUUUUAAUGUUAUUGACAAAUAUAACCUCGUAUCAAAAUGAGGCUGUUCAAGUAGUCUUCAAUAUUAUGGACAGGACUUUAAAUGUCUGCAAUUUUAAAAGCUUCUGAAAAGCAGUAGCAGUAUUUCUGUAUCAUAACUUCAUGGUGAAAGGAAGCAGAGUAAGUUUUAUUUUGUAAUUUAAUACAAUGUAGAGAAUAAAAUUAUAGGACAUAAUUUUAACUGACUACAGUUCAUGAAGACAACAGUAGUUGAAAUUAUCAAAAAUCUUCCAGCUCUUCAAGAAGUUUUGCAGUGUUAACAAACUAACCUUGUACAGUUGAAUCUCUUCGUUUGUUCCCCAAGUGCACUUGCUUGUAUACCUGGAUGACAGCAGGGAAUUAGAAAAGUAUCUUGAGUAUUUGGCUUGUAGAUAAUGCAGUUCUGAAUCAAGAAAACAAGUUAUGUUUUUCUUAGCUCUCAAACAGAGGCAAUUAUAGCAUCAGUGGCUGAAAAGAUACAUUUUGGCCUUGAAAAAUAUUUUAGGGCUUAUUUUUUUUUCCCUUCAUAUCUCAGGAUUACUGGCCGCACAUGCUGUGAUGAGAUGCGGUAUGCUACCACUGUAGGGGAAUGUUUUGCCUUGUAAACAAAUCUGAUUUGUAUGUUAAAAUAAAGCUUGUUUUAACCUUUUUGAACAAAACA
Messenger RNA from Oxyura jamaicensis (ruddy duck), 4401 nucleotides. It is a transcript of the gene NEDD1, whose product is annotated as NEDD1 gamma-tubulin ring complex targeting factor. NCBI's taxonomy places the organism in Eukaryota, Metazoa, Chordata, Aves, Anseriformes, Anatidae. Gene Ontology annotation, molecular function: gamma-tubulin binding. The coding region runs from base 242 to 2239 and encodes 665 amino acids. Gene Ontology annotation, cellular component: centriole; pericentriolar material; ciliary basal body. Gene Ontology annotation, biological process: mitotic cell cycle; microtubule nucleation. The record is from RefSeq and is a predicted model, not a curated record. The transcript has 15 exons.